Messenger RNA from Priapulus caudatus, 1725 nucleotides. RefSeq lists its product as uncharacterized. The record is from RefSeq and is a predicted model, not a curated record. The transcript is spliced from 12 exons. Gene Ontology annotation, molecular function: microtubule minus-end binding. Gene Ontology annotation, cellular component: HAUS complex. Lineage: Eukaryota; Metazoa; Priapulida; Priapulimorpha; Priapulimorphida; Priapulidae. Gene Ontology annotation, biological process: centrosome cycle; spindle assembly. Bases 72 to 1409 code for a protein of 445 amino acids.
CAAGCCGAGAGGAUGGAGCGAAUACCAGUCUAUUGGCAACUACCGCUCUUGUCGCUGAGCGCCACCGUCCAAUGCCAAUGGCAUUAUCUGCGGCUAGAAGUUGUCUCCAGCCGAUAUCGAUGCAGCCGCAUCUUUCAAAUUCACGUGCGUCUAAACAGAGGAACAAGAAGUUCACUAUGUCUGGAAAUACAUGCAGUCUUUACUCAAAGUUAAAGCAACUGGAGUGUCCGUUCAUUGAGAGUAGUGAUGAGGCAUUCAUAAACGACCUUGUCUUCAGUCCAGGAGAAUCAAGAAUACACGUGUUGCAAUGGCUGCUCAUAAGGUUUGAUUCAUCUCUCGAGCUGCAUUUAGAGGAGGCAAAGUUGUCUGCGUACAGCAAGGAGGAUCCAAGAAUCCUUAGACUUUUGCUUGUCGUCUCCAGCCUUGGACUUUGUGAAGAUAACGAUGUCGAACUAAUUAAGGGAGGAAAACCGGACAGAAAGCAGACUGCGUUGAUGGAUAGAUUAAUAAGGCUGGCAUUCACCACUGAACGAUUCGUCGUGGGUGACGAGCACUCUGAUUCAGAACCAUAUAAUGACUCAGUGCCAACUCUUCAACAGCACUUUGGCAGGUGCUGCCAUAUGAUGGACGAAAUAUUGCAAAAUGUAGACGUAAAGGAACUUUUCAGCCACACAGCAUCACUGCAUCCGCCGCACACUGAGAAAUACCUCAACAGCCAAGUUAAGAAGGGCUUAAUAAGCAAAAAGCCACCAGACGUAGCAAAACUUGUUGAUAUGUCUCGGGAGUUAUCAGAAACAAUAGAAAAGGAGACGAGAAACCUUGAAGAGCUUAAGGCUCGGAACACGUGCACCGAAUACGACGAGACUUGCAUGGACACGUUGGGAACAAGGAUGAGGCUACUGCUGACCGACUUGAAACAACUCGCGACAAACUUCACCUGUUGCUACGAAACCCAGUUAAAGCAGUGGUGCGGAAACACCGAAGUGGAGAUGUCACCGCUCGCUUUGCCCAUGAAGUGCACGUACGACUUGCUUCGCAGCUUUGCUGACAUGCUGGUAACGGUUGGAUCGAUACACGGCUCAUAUGCAAACUGUCUGACAACCAGGGAAAAGUUGAAAGCACUCCUUAAUGAAGGGACAUCUGGGAGAGGCUCUGUGAGGGAGGAGAGCUUAAGACUGGUGCGGGAAUGCGUGGCGAUAUUGGAGGAAGCUGUCCAGACCGAUACGCGCGCGUGGAAGCCCAGAAUUCGCCUUCCUGCCGACGAAAGCGUGACUGUAAAUAUGACAAGAGUGGGGAACAACACUGCAGCAGAGGUCCGCAGCAGGCCUUCACUUUUUAACUUAGACGAAUCUUUGCCGGAGAGAAAGUCGCUGUUGUUUGAACUCGCGGAAAGUUCUUUUCAUUGUUGAAAUUGGUGCGGUGUAUACAAUUUGAGUUUUUUUUUAUAAAGAAUAAAGAGCCACAUGAAGGCAGUGUAUAUACAUUUGAGUGUGUGACUGUGUGUGUGUGGCUGAUUAGUUAUUAAUUUUCAUGAGCAAUUAUAUUAAAAUUUAUUUUACCAAUAUAGACCACAUCUCAUGAUUUCGGGGUUGUACAGUUACUAGUGGUAAUAUAUUUCCCAUUUUAUAUGUGUAAAUGCCUGUUUUUGUUGUAAUGAUAUAUGUACAAUGGUUUAGAUUUACACUUCCUUGGGAUUUUAUUAAAUAAAUGUAUCAUAUUAGCAAA